This is a messenger RNA of Fusarium redolens, 1251 nucleotides long. Its product is annotated as Cenp-O kinetochore centromere component-domain-containing protein. Gene Ontology annotation, cellular component: Mis6-Sim4 complex; kinetochore. The coding region runs from base 336 to 1169 and encodes 277 amino acids. The transcript has a single exon. Lineage: Eukaryota; Fungi; Ascomycota; Sordariomycetes; Hypocreales; Nectriaceae. The record is from RefSeq and is a predicted model, not a curated record.
AAAUACUCAUAACCUCCUAUACUUUGACCCGUGCACUGAAGGCCAUUAGAGGUCACAUGCCCAUCCCAUUCGAUGCUAGUCAAAUUUUGGAAACUUGACAACUCUUAUCUUAUCGUCCCCCCGGUCAUAGCUUCCACCAAUUGUAGCCAAGGAACCAAUUGUUUGUAAACACAAUGUAACAAAACAACAGCAUCAGCAACCUUACUCACCAUCUCUUCAUCCCAUAUACACUUGAACAACCAUGUCGUCCGAAAUAGCUGCUCCAACCGAUGCCGAACUUCUUGAUCAAGAGAUUAUAACGCUUAAAGAACAAGGUUAGUCGUCAUAUACUUACAAUGGCGCAUUCAAAACAUGAUCUAAUGCAUACAAAAGCUGCUGCUCUGCGCAAGUCGCUCAAAAUCGAAACAUCAACAAUUCUUGCUGCGCCCUCGACACAAGCUUUUCUCAAACCAUCAAAGAGCUUUCUAUCGUCUCGAAAUACCCCUUCCCGUACGAAACUACUCAGCGAAGCCGACAAACAAAAAGCAUACAACCAGCAAUGUCUGUAUCGCAUAGGCAGCUCUGUCACUGCUUUCAAGGUCCAAGACCCUGAUCCCAACGCAGUUGACGGUGGACAUGUCCUUGGCUUGCGCUUCGAAGUCAUGUCGAAGAGCCAGUUCGUGCUCCCUUACUAUGUCAUGCUUAACAGACCAUACUUCAAUUCCAAAUACCUGCGCAUUCAUCGAAAUACUCUGCCUUCUGCGAUACCCAUAGCUGGCUUGGCAGCCCGUUAUCUUCCGGCGCCACGGCCUGAGAGUGACAGGUCUCCCCAACAGAACCUGGAUCGCUUUGUCAGAGCGCUUCGAAGAGAAAUUGUGCGAUAUCACAACCGGCUUGGUGUUUCUGCGGACCUGCGGCGAAGCCUUGGAUUGCACGAUAGGAUGGACGAUACGGUUCUGCCUGAUGACAUUGUCGAGGUUGGAAUAGCUGAUAUCGAGGCCAAACAGAUUCGCUUUUCUUGGGCUGAUGAUCGAAGUGGCAGAGUCGUUAUGGAUAAUGACGGCAGGGUCGUCAAGCUUGUAAUGUUCGGUAGAGAAGGCCGUGAUUGGGAGACAACGAAGGAGCUCUAUGGAAAGUAUGAGCGAAUCGAAGAUGUGGUCAAGACCCUCCAGGCAUAUGUCAAUGGUUGAGGUCCACGAUCAACGGCAAGUCAUCUUGGACAUCAACAAGCUUUUGGUGUGACGCACAGAGCUCCCCAUCGACGGGCCUUCA